GCUGCCGCACCGGGGGCCCACGGCCGCCCUCGGACAGCCGGACCCCGCCAGGGCCCCGCCGGCGCCUCCCCUCAGCCCCACAAGAUGGCGCCGCGGGACCGGGGAGGGGCCGGACGGAAGCGGCGGGAGGAAGCUCUCCUGGCCGCGCCGUGCUGCUCUCGGCCUCGCCGGAACGGAGGGAGUAAGCACGGGAGGCGGCUUCCCCCGGUUCCCCUUGCCGACGGGAGCCGCAGGCCGCCCGGGAAUUACUGCUCUUGGUGUAAGGACAUUGGUUUGAAGACAUCAUAGUGAUAGUUCACCUUGAUCACCAGAACAAACUCCACAAGAAAUGGAAGACACCGAGCCAUGGUAUUCUCGGCAAGUGUACGCAAGAUACUGGAAGCAUUAUGACUUAGCCAUGCGCUGGAUGCGUAGGCACCAGAAGGCCUACAGGAAAGCCAUGGAAUCCUUUUGUGACAUACCGUGGCAUCCUUCUGCAGCCUCUCCAAGUAGCCGCUAUUCCGAUUGGGAUGGGAAUGACCUCCCACAUACCCAAAGCUAUUCUUCCAGCUAUAGCCCACAUGGCAGAGCUCUGUACCGUGGGGGAGCUCAGCCAUAUGUAUCUCCCUACCAGGAGAGGGAGGAUGCUGACAGGGACUCUGAAAUGGAGGAGGACUCUGAGUCUGAAGGAGAGAUAGAAUAUGACUUGAGUAACAUGGAGAUCACAGAGGAGCUUCGCCAGUUUUUUGCACAGACAGAGAGGCACCGGGAAGAACUGCGGAGACAGCAGCAGCUGGAAGCUGAGGACCAGUACGUGGAGGCUGAUCAAGACCUUCACAAAAGGAUGGAGCGUUCUGUGCAGCCACCUGCGGAAAGACCUGGGGAGAGGCGAAUAGCAGAAAUGAAGAAACUGUAUGGUGCUGAAGCUGCCAAAAUUCAGGCAAUGGAGGCUGCCAUGCAGCUUAUCUUUGAUAGAAACUGUGACAAAAAGCAGCCAAAAUAUUGGCCCAUUAUUCCCCUUAAGCUGUGAGUACCUGGACUGUACUCUGACCUGGCACAGAGCUGUAGGGAUGGGUGCCUCAAUCAGGUUGUGCUGCUGAAAGAACAAACUGCAAAUUUUUAUUUUGGUUGGGCUUUGGAGCAGAGGCUGGCAUGGGCAGCGCAUUCCUUUGCCCUGUGUUCCUUUUACACUGUCGUUCAGUGAUGGUCACAGUCCAUUCUACCUACAAAUAGUUGUCAUAUAGUAAUAGGAGGGACAUUAAUACCAAACCUGUCUGAAGUCAUAGUUUCACUCAUUUGAUACCUGCCUGCCUUGACCAUGCUUGCAAUAAACAUAACAAUGUCUAUACCCAGUGAACUGGAAAGACUUAAAGCGAUGUGCAAAAGGAAAAGACUAUACAAACUGGCUGCUCUUCCCAUUUACAAAAUCGAGUAGUCCCAUUUUUCUGUCUUAUUUAAUGUAGUAGCAUUUGGAUCCUGUUUAACACAGCACAGCUUGAAGUGUUAUGUCUGCUAAUCCUGGAUUUUUUUGAGAACCAGGAGCCCACUGGCCAAGAUACAACAUAUCAAAUUACUGUAGCCCAGCCAUUUGAAUUCUUUUUCAAAGGUUUGUAAUAAAGCAGGAAGUUUUUCUUCCAGAGUGAUACUCUGGAUUGUCUGGCAAGAAUUCGACUCUAAAGCAAACUUAUAUAGAAAAAUGUUUUAUUGAAGGGGGUGGGAGGAGUGGGGGUGAGGCCUGAUAUGGUCCUGUUAGAGAUCCAUUUAGCAGAAAAGAAACUUAAGAGGACAAAGCACUCUUGGGGCCAGUGCCUAUAGUGAUUUUUGCCAUUCUAAUAAAAAGCAUCUAAUUGGUUUGAAGCUUUAAAGAUGUACCCUUAGUCUGUCAAACUAAUACAUCUGUACGCUCCAUGUGGAGGUGUGGAAGCCAAGUAGCCCUGAGGACUACAUUUAUUUUAGGUGCAGCUUUCCAAUGCUCACCUGCAUAUUGUACACACAAAGCUUAAACACAGGCAAGCUAGAUGUGCUGCUGUGUGUACUCAUCCAUUUGCACAGGCUGUACAGCUCCGCUUCUGUCACUCUUUUGGUCAGUUGUGCUUGCACCACUAAUAGCUGACCAGGCAGAGUGAGGCACACAAGUGGUCUGCAUAAGAGGCAGAAUUGGCCCCUCCAUACUGGUGACUCCUUAGAAAAUGGUACCCUGAACACUUUAAAGGACUUCUGUGAAGCACUGCUGCUACAUAUCAUUGUGUGCAGAAGGGCUGUAGUUAGCAUUAAGCAGCAUUUCCAUGCCAGGGCAAAGGAACUUUAUGCUGUUUUAAUUGUGACAAAUAUUCAUGUGCUUUUCUGGCAACAGAGGGAAGGUCACAUAAAAUUCUAACUUCAGUUCAUGCCCACUGUGUGUGGUGCAUUGCUGUAGCAUGUGGGGUUUGUAAUACACACCAGCAGUUGCUGUGCCCUCUGCAGCAGCCAGCUGCACCAAAGCAAGCCUGAGGUGCAGUUUGGAAUAUCUUUGGUUCUACUAGUAUUUACUGUGUUUUUUCAAAGCAGCAUUUAUAUUUCAGUUCCACCUCCUUCACUUUAGAUGCGAUGAGAUGGAGGUAAAUUGAACACUGAAAUUAAAAGCCCCCAGUCUCCAAGACUUUACGACUGGUGUGAUUAAUCUGAAAAAUUUGUGUGAGACAGGAGAGGAAAAAGGGUUAUGAACAGUCCACAUUUGUCUUCAAUCUUGGUUUUGGCAGGUUUUGUCAGAAAUUUGGUGGUUUGUUUGGGUUUCCUUUUGUUGACCAAAUAAAGUCUCUUCGUAACA
Messenger RNA from Phalacrocorax carbo (great cormorant), 2785 nucleotides. The record is from RefSeq and is a predicted model, not a curated record. Lineage: Eukaryota; Metazoa; Chordata; Aves; Suliformes; Phalacrocoracidae.